This is a messenger RNA of Striga hermonthica, 414 nucleotides long. NCBI's taxonomy places the organism in Eukaryota, Viridiplantae, Streptophyta, Magnoliopsida, Lamiales, Orobanchaceae. The record is from the annotation of a GenBank genome assembly.
AUGGCGGUGUUCCUUGGAUCAAUCAAGGGUCUCCGUGUUGGUCUGAACUUGGCACUGGCUAUUGCUUUGCACAACAUACCUGAGGGUGUAGCUGUUGCACUUCCUGUUUAUUUUGCUACACAAAGCAAAUGGCAGGCAUUCAAGUUGGCUACCCUUUCCGGUUUCGCCGAGCCCCUCGGUGUAAUUAUUGUAGCUUACUUGUUCCCGAGCAGCUUGAAUCCUGAAAUUCUGGAGGGGCUUCUUGGAUCAGUUGGUGGAGUAAUGGCUUUUUUGACCUUGCAUGAAAUGUUACCCCUGGCAUUUGAUUACGCCGGGCAAAAGCAAGCCGUAAAAGCUGUAUUCGUCGGCAUGGCUUUCAUGUCUGCUAGCCUAUAUUUUCUGGAGAUCAGCUUGCCAGCAGAUUUGAGCUUGUAA